Molecule: messenger RNA, 1481 nt
Organism: Chionomys nivalis (European snow vole)
Lineage: Eukaryota; Metazoa; Chordata; Mammalia; Rodentia; Cricetidae
Gene: Polr1c
Product: RNA polymerase I and III subunit C
Exons: 9
Coding region: 74-997 (307 amino acids)
Biological process (GO): DNA-templated transcription
Cellular component (GO): RNA polymerase III complex; RNA polymerase I complex
Molecular function (GO): DNA binding; protein dimerization activity
Source: RefSeq, a predicted model, not a curated record
GCCGCGGAGACAGCCAGGGGCGGUUGUACGCGUGCGCGGGUUUGGAGGCUUCUCUGUCGGUGCAUGGUGGAAAAUGGCGGCGGCUCAGGCUGUGGAGGAGAUGCGGACUCGCGUGGUUCUGGGAGAGUUUGGGGUUCGCAAUGUCCACACCACUGACUUCCCCGGUAACUAUUCGGGUUAUGAUGAUGCUUGGGACCAGGACCGCUUCGAGAAGAAUUUCCGUGUGGACGUAGUACAUAUGGAUGAAAAUACAUUGGAAUUCGACAUGGUGGGAAUUGAUGCUGCCAUUGCUAAUGCUUUCCGGAGAAUUCUGUUAGCUGAGGUGCCAACAAUGGCUGUGGAAAAGGUUCUGGUGUAUAAUAACACAUCCAUUGUCCAGGAUGAGAUCCUUGCUCACCGCCUGGGGCUCAUCCCCAUUCUUGCUGAUCCUCGUCUUUUUGAAUAUCGGAACCAAGGGGAGGAAGAAGGAACAGAGAUAGACACACUGCAGUUUCGACUGCAGGUCAGGUGUACCCGGAAUCCCAGUGCUGCUAAGGAUUCCUCUGACCCCAACGAACUCUACGUGAACCACAAAGUAUAUACCAGGCAUAUGACAUGGGUCCCCUUGGGAAACCAGGCUGAUGUCUUCCCGGAGGGCACAAUUCGUCCCGUGCAUGACGACAUCCUCAUUGCUCAGCUUCGGCCUGGUCAGGAGAUUGACCUGGUCAUGCACUGCGUCAAGGGCAUUGGCAAAGAUCAUGCCAAGUUCUCACCAGUGGCAACAGCCAGCUAUAGGCUCCUGCCAGACAUUACUCUGCUUGAACCUGUGGAAGGGGAGGCGGCUGAGGAACUGAGCCGGUGCUUCUCACCAGGCGUGAUUGAGGUGCAGGAGGUGCAAGGUAAAAAGUUGGCUAGAGUUGCCAAUGCUCGGUUGGAUACCUUCAGCAGAGAAAUCUUCCGGAAUGAGAAGCUGAAGAAGGCUGUGCGGCUUGCCCGUGUUCGGGACCAUUAUAUCUAGGGGAGCCACAGAUGACUCACCAUCUCCAUCCACAGUGGGAGCAGCGCUGUGCUCAGCAGUCUUCUUUGACACACAGCAGGCCGCUGGAAGAGAGCACAGUUACUAGACCAGAAGAAGGCAUCCACUCACGGAUGACAGUCACCUCGCCAACUGAUCUCAGGCCACUUCUACAAGGAAUAAAUCAGCUUCACCAUUAGAAGGAAGUAUUCUGAGAGGACCCCAACCAGACUGUGGGUCCCUCUUCCAGUCAGCUAGGGGGACAUUACAGACUCCUCUGAGAAUAAAUGACCAGGGAAGGUGACUAACACAUCCUUAACAACUUUGGGAAUAAAUGACUAAUAUUGAAUUCUUCAACGUUUCUGAAAAUAGAAAAUUGAUGUUCAUGUCUAAGAACUGAACUUUUACCUAUCUUGAUCAAGCUAGAAAGUUACUGCAAACAUUAAUUCAAGUUCCUGUUUUGGAUCCUUGUCUUCUUAUAUGGUAC